Messenger RNA from Mercenaria mercenaria, 764 nucleotides. RefSeq names its product fucolectin-1-like. The transcript has 6 exons. NCBI's taxonomy places the organism in Eukaryota, Metazoa, Mollusca, Bivalvia, Venerida, Veneridae. The record is from RefSeq and is a predicted model, not a curated record. The coding region runs from base 42 to 764 and encodes 240 amino acids.
CGCAGUUUGAAAUCUGUUAAUAUAGUGGUAUCGGAGGCACGAUGAAGAUGGCUACAGUCGUUACAACAUUAAAAGUGACUACUAUAUUUAUGGUCUGGAUCAUUAUCAGUGCUGAAGCGAACAAUAUCGCACUGAACAAACAGGCGUACCAGACGGACACCAGCAGUGAUAACUUACCUAGCCUAGCUGUAGAUGGAGACCUGCAUGGCACGUGCGCUUCCACCAUCACAAAUGACGCAUCAUGGGAAGUUGACCUUGGUGACACCUAUAUUAUUGGUAGUGUAAAGAUCUACAACAGUAUUGAUUGCUGUUCGAAAGAUUUGCGGGACUUGCAUAUCUUUACUGGCUUAACGAAUGAUGCAUACGAGCUCGGCGCAUUUAUGUCUGGUCCUUCUGGAACUAUAAUUACCUGGUCGGUGCCGUCACCACUUCGUGCUCGCUGGGUCAAGGUCAAUCGCAAAACGGGACAAAGAAGUCCGUUAACAAUUUGUGAAGUGGAAGUGUUUGAAGGCGUGGCACUUACGUCAUCAACAGCGAUGUCACCAUCACCGCCACCACCAACAACGCCACCACCGCCACCACCAGCAUCCGUAACCCAAGCCGUGACUGGUGGCAACUCUGGAGUGAGACAUCAUAGAAAACUAAAUGUUAAUGUUUCACUGCUUGCUGGUGACAGGAUACGGGAUAUACGCUGUCGAGGAAAUCCAAAUAAGGCGAGAGCGAAGCCUUGUCCGACUCAUUCAUAUAAAAGUAAUGACCCUUAA